AUGGGUGCAUCAGGCUUAGGUUCUGGUUUAGCAAAUUGCAUUAAUCUCUCAAAUUUGACACUUUAGCUUCGUGAUAAUAAAAUUGGUGACAAAGGGUGCAUCAGGCUUAGGUUCUGGUUUAGCAAAUUGCAUUAAUCUCUCAAAUUUGACACUUUAGCUUCGGUAAAAACAGUUUAUUUGUUUUGGAUUGUGAUAUUUUGA
Molecule: messenger RNA, 201 nt
Organism: Tetrahymena thermophila SB210
Lineage: Eukaryota; Ciliophora; Oligohymenophorea; Hymenostomatida; Tetrahymenidae
Exons: 2
Source: RefSeq, a predicted model, not a curated record